AUGGGGCGCUUUCUGCUCGCCUUCCCGAAUAUUCAAAGUCUGCACUGCGACUCUUGCAGUAUCACGAGGGAACGGCACGGUGCAGCCGACCACUUUGUUCGACAACGUCUCGCUGCGAAACUUCGGCUGAAGCAACUUACGAUCUCCGCAUCGACAGGCAACAGAGUAGUAGACCUCCCUGCAGAAAUCUCGCAGGCCACCCUAGAACACCUCGUUCUGUGUAUGUUGACCCCUCAGGUGGCUCUUGAAGAAGCACCUGUACUGUGUUUCCCGCGUCUGCGAUCUCUCUCAAUUGACAUACAGAUUGCCGAUAACUACCGCAAGCAGGAUAGCGAGGGCCAUGUGUUGCCCAUACUCAAAGUUGUCACAAUCCUGAAAUCUCUCACUUCCUCCGACACUCUCAUUUGCAAUUCCCUACCAAGCCUCCACUACUUUCUCUCCCUCGAUGUGGGCACAGAGACCUGCCGUGAAUUCGAUACAGCCAUCCUAGACUCUUCAGCCCGAGGAACACUGAUCCUCCAGUUGCACUCGUGGGCCAGCUGUGCUCCUCAAACCUCCGGGAACAAAUUCUGGACGUCUCGUGUUGAACAGCAUUUCCCGAAGCUACACAGCAGGAACUCACUGAAAGUGCAAUACGCUCCAAGCAACCCUCUUAACUCGCGGACUCUGUCGCGCCAGCCGGUCGCCCAUGAGGACUUCGUGACCGUGCUGACCGCUUCGGCGGACGGCAAGUGGUUCGCGACUGGGUCGAAUGAUUCCACCAUCGUUCUCUGGGACGUCAAACAACCUGCUAGCACGUUGGAUUGGAUCGCGCACGAACGGCGCGUGAGCGACCUUGCCUUCUCUCCCGACAGCCAAUACCUCCUGUCUGUCGGCAGUGACAUCACUCCGAAGAUAUGGGAUCUGGGCGGUCAUCCUGGCCGGCUCGUGGCGACCCUCGACGGCCAUGAUAACUAUGUGCGGCGCUGUGCGUGGGCGAACACUGGCACGCUGUUCGCGACCGGCUCUUACGAUGGGUCAGUCCGAGUUUGGCAUGGCCCUAGUAUCCGUGAUCACGCGUUCCAGCAGUGCUGCGUGUUUACAGACCCCCGUGCCGGACCUUUACUCCAAGCUCUCAGGUUCUCCCCCAGCGCUCGCUCGCUCUUGGCAAUCCACCUUCCGCUGCCGGGGGAACCAGAUGCAGUGCCUAGUUGGCGUGUGUGGCAUCUCGGCGCGGACCCGAAUACUCCUCCCAAAGCCCUCGACAGGCCAAAAACCAGCACGUUCGUAGUCGCUGCCCUCGAUUCGACUGAUCGGCACUUGGUGGCUGCAUCACGCGACGGGUCCGAGGUGAACCUCCAUGAUCUCGAAACUGGGGAGGACCUCAUGAUCGCGACUCAGCCGGCCGCACUCUUGGAAGAGGUCACGAGAGUCAUACUUUCCCCCAACAACCGUUACCUCCUUAGAGAGGUCGGCUUUGGCGGGGCGUACGACUUGUUAGACCUGGAGACCCAUCGAAUCACGGCGCUCAGUAGCGAUACCAUGCUCUACUCUCCUUCCUUCUUGCACGAUGGGCAAUACAUCGCAACGGCAUCUAAUGCAGGAGUUUGUCUAUGGAAGACUAGCGACUGCUCGUGCGCGGCGGUGUUGAAGAGCGAGGUUAGGGGGCUAGACGACUCCGCAAGUGUCCUCGCGUUCUCAGGAGAUGCAGGUAGCCUGGCGGUUGGAGACCGGUCUGGCGACGUGAGGAUCCACAGAAUGGAGGACUUUGUUUGGCUUCGUCCAUUGUGA
This is a messenger RNA of Dichomitus squalens LYAD-421 SS1, 1770 nucleotides long. Its product is annotated as WD40 repeat-like protein. Gene Ontology annotation, molecular function: protein binding. The coding region runs from base 1 to 1770 and encodes 589 amino acids. The record is from RefSeq and is a predicted model, not a curated record. Lineage: Eukaryota; Fungi; Basidiomycota; Agaricomycetes; Polyporales; Polyporaceae. The transcript has 4 exons.